UCAUAGUAAUUCAAACAGCUCUCCAAUCACUCAAUAUAUAAAUGGCUUCCUGAACUCUUCUGUCAUGUAUGUUGCUAUACAGAUCUGUCUCCUGUAGAGACAUAUCAGCUCCUGAACCGUAACUUGAAAAUUAGAUGUUCAAGUUACACAAAAAAACUUUGAAGCCGUCUGAUUCUCUCCACAUCUAACCAGUACUCAAAAGUGGCAGACCUCCUUCCUGGAUUCAUAGCUAGAGUGACCUGUGUCUUUGCAGGGGAUUUGCAAUGGUCCUUUGAUCUCAGAGUUGGUGGAGGAAAGGGUCGUCAGGACGCUGAAGAAGACCGAGAAAAAAAAAAGGGCAUGGAGGGUCAGGAACUGCCUUAUGUGCUAACUGACUGUAUAGGAGGGAAGCACGGAGUAUAUGAAGAUCACGUUGAAUUUCUGGAGCAACAUUUUCAUCUCAUCACCAUGAAAGAAUAUAUUGAAAACAAGAAAUUUCUCUGCAAAAAGAUCAGCGCUAUUUAUAUGUGGUAUCACAAACCAGUUAUUAAUAAAGAGCUGCUCCAGAGCUUGCCUAACUUGAAGAUAGUUGCAAGCUCUGGAGUGGGAAUAGAUCACUUGGACUUGAACCUCCUCUCCAGCUACGGUGUGAAAGUGUCCAACACUCCGUUUGUUGUUUCCACUGACACUGCAGACUUGGGGAUGGCCUUGAUGCUGGCAUCUUCCAGGAGACUUGUAGAAGGCUAUCAGAUGGCAGUCUCCCCUGACACAGACUAUUUCCCCGCUGACUGGCUGGGGACUGAGGUUUCUGGGGCGACCCUGGGGAUCGUGGGAAUGGGCACCAUUGGCUACAAAGUGGCUGAGAGAGCCAAAGCCUUUGAAAUGAAGAUUUUGUACCACAACAGGAAUCAGAGAAACAAGGAAGAAGAAAGUGCCGUGGGAGCUAUUUACUGUAAGAAGAUAGAUGACUUGCUCCAGCAGUCAGAUUUUGUGUUGCUGUCUGUCAACCUGACUCCACAGACACACAAACUGAUUGGGAAGAGGGAGCUGGAGCUGAUGAAACCCACAGCAACUCUCAUUAACAUCAGCAGAGGUUUGGUUGUGGAUCAGGAUGCUUUGGUGGAAGCCCUUCAAAAGAAAGUUAUUAAGGCAGCUGCUCUGGAUGUGACGUAUCCUGAACCUUUGCCACGGGAUCACCCUUUGUUAAAACUGAAGAAUGUUAUAAUAACUCCUCACAUUGGAAGUGCCACCAAAAAGACACGCCGCCUUAUGAUGCAAAACAUGAUAGAAAGCAUAGAAGCGGGUCUUACAGGUCUUCCUAUCCCUAAUGAAGUAUUCAGUAAAGCGUCCUGAAUUUAACAUUGAUGCCAUUAGUGUUUAUCCUGGUGUGAGAAAACAGUAAUUUGAUAAUUCUUCAUAUAAUUAUCCCGUGUGUUAUACAGAUAAAAUGUGUAAUGCAUGGGUUUAAAUGUAUUUACAUAACCCAAUAAAAUGUAUUUAAAUAACCAAAA
Messenger RNA from Phalacrocorax carbo (great cormorant), 1490 nucleotides. The record is from RefSeq and is a predicted model, not a curated record. Lineage: Eukaryota; Metazoa; Chordata; Aves; Suliformes; Phalacrocoracidae.